This is a messenger RNA of Metarhizium album ARSEF 1941, 1425 nucleotides long. Its product is annotated as Histidine phosphatase superfamily, clade-2. Gene Ontology annotation, molecular function: phosphatase activity. NCBI's taxonomy places the organism in Eukaryota, Fungi, Ascomycota, Sordariomycetes, Hypocreales, Clavicipitaceae. The record is from RefSeq and is a predicted model, not a curated record. The transcript is spliced from 3 exons. The coding region runs from base 1 to 1425 and encodes 474 amino acids. Gene Ontology annotation, biological process: dephosphorylation.
AUGACUACACUUGUGCCUCGGACACCGUACAGCGAUGCCGAGCUGGCAACGCUCUACCCUCCGCAGCUUCGCCUUCAUCAAGUACAAGUUCUUCUACGGCACGGCGAGCGCACGCCGGUCAACGCGCGGUUCACCAAUGCCGGCCUGGCACCGUUCUGGCCCUAUUGCACUGCAAUGAGACAACUCCGCAACGCCGUCCUCGACCCGAACACAGACCGCUUCUCAGUGCUGGAGUGGAGGAGACGCCUCGAAACCAUGGGGCCAAACGAUGCCCCCGUAAUGGCAUCCGGACCAGGCGGCGAAUUGGACGAUAUUUGCGACAUGGGAAUGUUGACAGACCGUGGCCGCGAGACUACCUUCCAGCUUGGGCAAAGGCUUCGCAAGCUUUAUGUCGAUCAGCUUGGCUUCCUGCCUGCCGGUGUCGAAAACACCGACUUUGUCUAUCUCCGUGCCACACCUGUUCCUCGUGCCCUGGAAUCCCUGCAGCAGACUCUCAAUGGAUUAUACCCGCUGCACACCCGCGCCGAGAACUUCCCUCCGCCCACCAUCAUCUCUCGUACCCUCGCGGACGAAACCUUGUUCCCCAAUGACUUCAAUUGCCGCCGCUUUGCCGCCCUGGCCCGGGCCUUCGCGCAGCGGGCUGCAGAGCGCUGGAACGACUCACAAGAUAUGGCCUACCUCAACGCAAAAAUUGGCAAGUGGAUGCCAGAUGAAAGUCCCAGAGUCGCCGUGGACUCGCGUCCUCGGCUGAGUGGCAUCAUGGACACCAUCAAUGCAAGCGCUGCGCAUGGCCCGGAGACAAAGCUUCCGAAGGAAUUUUACGAUUCCAGAGUCAAACUAAUUCUGGAAAAGAUAGGCGUAGAAGAGUGGUACGCCGGGUACAAGGAAAGCGAAGAAUACAGAAGACUCGGAAUCGGCGCUCUACUCGGCGACGUCGUCUCGAGGAUGGUCGAAAGUAUAGAAGCUUCCACCGAUACCGACGACGCCUUGAAACAACAGUCCCACAAAUCACCCAGAGUCCGCCUCGGCCUCAGUGGAUGCCACGAUACGACUCUCGCUGGUGUUCUCGCCAGCCUGGGCGCUUUCAACGAGGAGGCAUGGCCCCCGUUCACCAGCCAUUGGCCCUCCCUCUUAAGUGGUUCAAGGUCAGACAGCAUCGGUCGCAAAUCGACGCCCGAGUUGAGCCCGCGAGAAAGAGAGCGACUACAGGGGUACUUUGUCCGUCUCCGCUACAACGACAGACCUGUCACUAUCCCCGGAUGCAAGAUGCAGGGCAAACACCUUGACGGUGACGAAUCGUUUUGCACCUUGGAGGCAUUCAAGUCCAUAGUGGACAGAUUCACACCCCGUGACUGGAAGCGAGAAUGCCGUGCGAAUAUCAAAGCUCCCGCUUUCCCUGCUAAGCCUGAACCCGCAGGCUAUUGA